AUGAGUGCCGCGCCGCCGCCCGCGCCGCUCCUGCCGCUGCUGCUGCUGCUCGCGCUCCUGGCCGCGCCCGCCGCCCGCGCCCCCACGGCCCAGUCCGCGCCGGCGCCACAGCCCAAACCCGAGCGCGAGUCGCGGCCGCCACCGGGCCCGGGGCCCGGGAACUCCACCCGGACUGAGUCUGGGGCGGCAGGCGGCGGGAGAGGCAGCUCCAACACCAGCGGCGACGCCUUGGUGACACGCAUCUCCACCCUGCUCCACGACCUACCUACCCUGAAGGCGGCCGUGAUCGUGGCGUGCGCCUUCAGCGCCCUCCUGAUCGGCUGCCUGCUGCUGCGCGUCUUCAGGUCCGGGAAGAGGCUGAAGAAGACCCGCAAGUAUGACAUCAUCACCACCCCGGCCGAGAGAGUGGAAAUGGCCCCGCUGAACGAAGAGGACGAUGAGGAUGAGGAUUCCACAGUGUUUGAUAUCAAAUACAGGUAAAACCUGCCUGCCAGCAUGUUGGCAUCCUGUGGAAAGUUGGCCAGCUGCAGCCUGGGUGUGAAGGAUCUGGAAGCUCUCUCCCGUCCGAGCUGUUGAAACCAAAACACACAUUACUUAUACAACUCUGGCUCCAUGCUGCGUGUUGGACAUCUGCUCAGAGUGUCACCAUCAAGCUUGUUUCCAGAUCACCACAUGAGAGUCAUUUCUGCCACCCUGUGGGUGCCCCUUUAAAGUGUCACCAUUUCUUCUCCCCCUUUUGACAGGUUUUCUUGUCUUGCUAAGCAGUGAAGGGUAGACACAUUGAUUAAAAAAAAUGUUUUUAAAGCAA
This is a messenger RNA of Otolemur garnettii (small-eared galago), 808 nucleotides long. It is a transcript of the gene FAM174B, whose product is annotated as family with sequence similarity 174 member B. The transcript is spliced from 3 exons. NCBI's taxonomy places the organism in Eukaryota, Metazoa, Chordata, Mammalia, Primates, Galagidae. The coding region runs from base 1 to 480 and encodes 159 amino acids. The record is from RefSeq and is a predicted model, not a curated record.